AUGUGUGGCUCGCGCAGCAAAAAGUCCAAGCAGAAGCGCGAGAUGGCCCAGAUGCGCGCCAAACAACGGUACUACAACGCCCGCCCGGUAUACGCCAGCGACUAUUACCGCAAGCAACAAUACCGCCACCACUACGGCAGCUCAAAGAAGCACAAAAAAUACAAGGCGUACGGCGAGAUGGGCAACUUUGCCGACGAGGACGUGAGCUGCUGGGCGUGUAGUGAUGGAGGCGCGGGAGGGGACGGCGGAGGUGGAGGUGGUGACGGUGGAGGCGGCGGCGGCGGUGUUUAA
Messenger RNA from Emericellopsis cladophorae, 291 nucleotides. RefSeq lists its product as uncharacterized. The transcript has a single exon. The coding region runs from base 1 to 291 and encodes 96 amino acids. NCBI's taxonomy places the organism in Eukaryota, Fungi, Ascomycota, Sordariomycetes, Hypocreales, Bionectriaceae. The record is from RefSeq and is a predicted model, not a curated record.